AUGGAAAGAAACCCAACGGAGGGUGCGGGGUGUGCCCUGGUGGCGCCGGCCGCGCGUGUGCGCGGGGGUGUGCACCGCCGUGCACGGGACCUGAAUCUCCAGAUAGUGGAAAGCCGAGAUCCCCGGCCUUUCCUGAAGCGGCUGGCUCGGCCUCGGCCUCGCAGAAGUGCACCUAAAGGCCGGAGAGCAAGGGCUCGCAGAGCGAUCGCUGCCCACUAUGAAGUUCACCCACGAGCGGGACAGGACGGAGCGCAGGCCGGUGUGGACGGGACGGUGAGUGGCUGGGAGGAGGCCAAAAUCAACAGCUCCAACCCCCUGCGCUAUGACCGCCAGAGCGGGGACUUCACAGUCACUCGGGCUGGCCUCUACUACCUGUAUUGUCAGGUGCACUUUGACGAGGGGAAGGCUGUCUACCUGAAGCUGGAUUUGCUGGUGGACGAUGCGCUGGCCCUGCGCUGCCUGGAAGAGUUCUCGGCCACGGCCGCCAGCUCCCCGGGGUCCCAGGUCCGCCUCUGCCACGUGUCUGGGCUGCUGCCCCUCCGGCCAGGGUCCUCCCUGCGGAUCCGCACCCUCCCCUGGGCCCAUCUCAAGGCUGCCCCCUUCCUCACCUACUUCGGACUCUUCCAGGUUCACUAAGGGGCCCCGGUGGCGCCCCAGACCUGCCCCCCACCCCCAGCAGGGCUGCUUGGACUGGUCACGUGUCCCCAUGCCACACAGAUACCCCCUUCUCCUCUGACAGCCACACCUCACUAGCUCCUGAUGCCUGGUCUUUUGACGCCCCCCCCCCCUCCCCCAGGCCUUUUCUCCUGGCUCCCUGCCCUGGCCGAAAGCCCCCCACCCCCUCCAUCCCCGGACACUGUGUCUACUCUGCUCUGGGUGAGGAUGGGUCCCCACCGCCUCUUCAGGCACUAAGAGGGGCUGACGCCAGGGAGACAGAUGAGGCGGGGCGUUCCAAACGUGAGGGCUGAGAGCGAGACGGUCUCCUUCCCAAGAAUUCCCUGUGGAUUUUUAAAACAGAUAUUAUUUUUAUUAUUAUUGUGACAAAAUGUUGAUAACUGAAUAUUAAAGAGAAUAAGCCAUGGUC
Suricata suricatta (meerkat) is the source of this 1084-nucleotide messenger RNA. It is a transcript of the gene TNFSF12, whose product is annotated as TNF superfamily member 12. Gene Ontology annotation, cellular component: membrane. The transcript has 7 exons. Gene Ontology annotation, molecular function: receptor ligand activity; tumor necrosis factor receptor binding. Bases 1 to 636 code for a protein of 211 amino acids. Lineage: Eukaryota; Metazoa; Chordata; Mammalia; Carnivora; Herpestidae. Gene Ontology annotation, biological process: immune response. The record is from RefSeq and is a predicted model, not a curated record.